This is a messenger RNA of Humulus lupulus (European hop), 1336 nucleotides long. RefSeq lists its product as uncharacterized. The record is from RefSeq and is a predicted model, not a curated record. Bases 447 to 1277 code for a protein of 276 amino acids. Lineage: Eukaryota; Viridiplantae; Streptophyta; Magnoliopsida; Rosales; Cannabaceae. The transcript is spliced from 3 exons.
UAUGUUAAUUGUUCAUAUCUCAAAAAACCACGCAUUACAUUCCAUCCCAUCGUGUUUGUUGUUGUACCUCCUUCAUCCCUUUCUCCUCUUGUCUUGUCUUCUCAGCUCUCUUGAGCUUUUUCCUUCUCAGCUGCUCCUCACAAGUUCUCUUCAGCUCUCUCCUCCGUCUUCACGUCCACCACGACUCCCCUCCGCACUCGCCAUUUGCUUAGCCCCCUUUGAAUCUUCACCGAAGAACUUCAAAACAUCAGGGACAUAUACUUGGGGUAUGUGAAAAAAUUAUUCUACAUGGAGAAGAAUAAGUGGUUAUAGUAAAUAUUCAGAAGAGGUCAUUAGUCAAAGUGUUUGUGCAUAUAUGUUUUCAUUUAUUUAGUGCUAAAAUACUGCUGCAGUUUCUCACUCUAAACCAGAUAGACCUAUAAGUGUAUAUACUCGGAUUUUGUGCCAUGAAUUCUCUCCCUUUAUCUUCCUCCCUCUGCCUGAGUCCAUCAUCUAUCUCCCAGGUCCCACCUUAUCGUCAAAUACAACCUCAUAAUAUUCGCACCAACCGCCAUAAUCAACAACAUUAUCAUCUUCAUUGCCCUUCUUUAGCUCACCCUUUGAUUUCUCACAAAUCACUACAAAUUCGACAGUCAUCCAUUGGCGAAACAAUUUCUCCAAAUGAAGGAGCAAUACCUGUAAUGGAAUUCGAAGACUUUGUCGAAAAAGAUUGGUCUUUUCUUGAUUCAGAUGAUCUCAUUUGCAGUCAAGAUUACAACCAUAAACUUAAUCGGAUUAUAGCCUCCGGAGAGAUUGAAAAUAGUUCAAGAGUAAUGGUUUCUGCUGCUGCUGAAGGAUUUGUGGAUCAGUUGGUUGAUUCUUCACCUUGCAAUCUCUUGCUUGUCGUCCAUGAUUCUCUUUUUGUGCUAGCUGGAAUUAAAGAGAAGUACGACAAGGUUAAGUGUUGGCAAGGAGAACUCGUAUAUGUACCAGAAAAAUGGGCUCCUUUAGAUGUUGUGUUUCUCUACUUUCUUCCUGCCUUGCCCUUUAGCUUUGACCAAGUGUUGGGUGCAGUAGCAAAGCAUUGUUCUCCAGGUGCAAGAUUGGUCAUUAGCCAUCUACAAGGAAGAGAAGGACUAGAGCAACAGAGAAAACAGUUCUCAAAUGUAAUAGUAUCUGACUUGCCUGAGAAGUCAGCUUUACAGAAAGCUGCAUCUGAUCAUUUUUUUGAUUUGAUUGAAUUUGUGGAUGAUCCUGAAUUCUAUCUUGCUGUUUUGAAGUUCAACAGUGCAAGCUAACUUUUAUCUUUCACUUAAACUCAAUUUGACUUGAUUUAUAAAUGUAACAAUUCCUUGAA